AUGGCCAUACUAUAUGAAGACUGCUUCGUCGAGGUGAACGAAUACUCAGUGAAAAUCAAAAACUAUCAGUUCCCAUCAAAGAAAGCGAAAAACGUCGACGUCUCGACAAUCAAAGUGCUUUGGUUUGAGGAACAAAGGACAAGUAAUUGCUCUUCACCUGCGAAGAUUUGGGGAAAAUCACGAGCAACAAUUUACUGGGCUCUUGACGUCAAAAGGUCGUCUCCGGGUAAAUACAACAUUGUUCUCGACGUUGGUGAGUCUUUACGGCCUGGAUUCACAGUGUCUAAUGGCGAGGCUUUCAUGGAAGCAAUGCGAUGUGUACUCGACUAUCAUGUCAUUAUUGUCGAUAGCAUCAAUCUCUGA
Messenger RNA from Angiostrongylus costaricensis, 363 nucleotides. NCBI's taxonomy places the organism in Eukaryota, Metazoa, Nematoda, Chromadorea, Rhabditida, Metastrongylidae. The record is from the annotation of a GenBank genome assembly.